AUGCCCUCUUCCUCCCCCUCGUUUGUGCCGACGGAGGAGGAGAUGAGGAACUGGGCGGAGCUGCCGCUGGACGCGAUCUCAAGCAUCCUCCGCAAGCUCGACCACGUCGACAUCCUGAUGGGGGCCGGCCAGGUGUGCCGCUCCUGGCGCGGCGCCGCCCGCGACGAGCCCGAGCUCUGGCGCCGCAUCGACAUGCUGGGCCACGCCGACCUCUCCCCCGAGCUCAACCUCCACGGGAUGGCGCAGGGCGUUCUGGGGCGACUAAAGUAUCAUGCGCCUGACGCUCCUGAUCUGGACAAGAGAACCAAAGAGCUCCUGGAGCAGGUUGGGUUCGGUCCAGUGAGCGAGGAACGCGGGCUCGACCAUGGCGCGUGGGUGCCCCUGAUGUUCAUGUACCCGGAGGCAAACAUCCCAGUGUGCCAGCUCUCCAUGCAGACCCACCGCGACGACACCUACCACUACAACCUCGGCAAGGCGCUGGCGCCCCUCAGGGGCGAAGGCGUCCUCGUCUUUGGCUCCGGGAGCACGACACACAACCUCGGCAAGAUGGGGCGUGACGACGAGCCGGUGCGGCAGUGGGCCUCCGACUUCGACACCUGGCUCAGGGACUCACUUCUCGCCGGAAGGUACGACAACGUGAACAACUACGAGGAGAAGAUGCCGCACGCCAAGACGGCGCACCCGUCGCCGGAGCAUUUCUACCCGCCGCACGUCGCGCUCGGCGCCAUCGGGGACAAGCCCAAGGCGGAGCUCAUCCACCAUAGCUGGGCCGAAGCCAACAUGUCAUACGCCUCAUACCAUUUCACCACGAAGGACUAG
Molecule: messenger RNA, 819 nt
Organism: Triticum dicoccoides
Lineage: Eukaryota; Viridiplantae; Streptophyta; Magnoliopsida; Poales; Poaceae
Product: extradiol ring-cleavage dioxygenase-like
Exons: 3
Coding region: 1-819 (272 amino acids)
Molecular function (GO): ferrous iron binding; dioxygenase activity; protein binding
Source: RefSeq, a predicted model, not a curated record